AUGAUGCGCCGCUUCGGCUCCAAGAAGGAGUCGAAGCCGGAGCCCGGCGCCGACGAGUCCGCCGCCGCGCGGCGGUCGACGAAGGAGGCCCCGGGCUACGAGUCGCCGGACGCCCCGGCGCGGUCCUACCGCACGAUCACGCCGGCCUUUUUUGCGCGGAAGCGCUGGGACGACGAGGACGACGAGGACGAGGCGAGCAUCGCCUCGAGCGCCAAGUCGAGCAUACGCCUGCCGACCUUCUUCGGGCGGCGGCGGAAGAAGGAGUCCGUGAAGCUGCCCGAGCUCGCGGGGCCCGCGCCCGCGCCGCGACCGGUCGCGCGCGGCUUCGAGCCGCGAAUAAAACGCGACGCCUUCGGCAACGCCGUCGCGCCCGAGGCGGCGCCCGCGCCGGACGAGGAACCGCCGCCGUCGCCGACCCGGGGUCUCGCGACGUUCCUCGUGCCCGCGGAGCGGCCGCCCGAGAGCCCGAGCCGACGGAAUCUCAAACGCCUCGAGCGCUCCGACUCGAAGAAGACGAUCCGCGACCCCCAGGAGAUGGUCAGGGAGAUCAAGAAGCGCCAGAAGAAGAAGGAGAAGCGCGUGAAGAAGAUGCGCAAGCGGCUCCGGGCGGACCUGGAGAAGAAGAACCCGCCGGCGUCGCCGCGCAAGCCGCCGCCGGAGCCCAGGGUCCCCGAGGACGACGGCGACUUCGCCGCGUCGUCCCGCGACGACCUCAGCGCCUACGUGACGGACAUCCAGGCCGCCGUCGCCGCCAUCUUCGAACGGGACGCCGCGGAGCGCGCGCUCCGCGAGAAGCUGGACGCCGGCGAAAUAGAAGACGACGCGCAGUCGUCGAGCACCUUCACCUCCGGCCCGCCGGACCUCGACACCUACGAGAUGGAGCAGGCCCUGGCGAAGCCGGACCAGGACGUCCCGGGGGGCUUCGAAGGCGCGGGCCACGGCGGCGCUCUGAGGACGACGGACACGGAGAAGUCGCUCGUCCGGACCGUCGUGUCGACGCUGGCCGCCACGCUCGACGCCGCGGAGAGCGCGCGCGUCGCCGAGCCGCCGCAGCGGGCCGUGCGCAAGAACUGGCGCAUGCCGGACUUCGACUACGGCGACCCGAUCGUCACGGCGACGACGAUCGACGCGCUCCACCGCGCGGACCCCUUCGCCGAACCCUUCGCCCGGCCCUUGCUCCCCGUCGCCGCGCUGCGCCUCGACCUCGCCGUGACCCUCGACGCGCCGUCCUACGCCCACCGCCCCGCGGGCGCGGACGCCGUCUGCGUCGCCGCGACGCCCGCGCGCAGGGCGACGCGGACCUACACGUGCCCCUGCGGCGCGCGGUGCGACUACGCGACGCGCGACGCGCACCUCGUCGCGUGCAAGGCGUUCAAGGAGGCCUGGGAGGAGGCGCUGCGGCGUCUGGUCGAGGAGUUCACCGCGGCGCAGGUGCGGCGCUACCUCAGCCGCAUGUCGCAGUACAAGCUGGUGGACGACGCGGCCGCGUUCUGCGCGCUCGCGGAGACGCGGGGCGACGUCGACGAGGCCGUGAGCCGCCUCGGCGACGACCAGUACCGCCGCGACAUGCAGCUCGCGGGCACGCUCCACGGCCUCAAGAGCCUCGACAAGGAGCGGCGCGCGCCCUACGUGCCGGGCGACUCCGGGAGCGACCAGGUCACGGAGGUCGUGCGGAACGCGGCCUUCCGCGGCGCGAGCCGCCAGAAGUCCCGGGAGGACGUCCACUUCGAGGACAGCGACCUCAAGGAGCGGCGCCUCUACUACGUCGACUAA
This is a messenger RNA of Aureococcus anophagefferens, 1773 nucleotides long. RefSeq lists its product as hypothetical. The transcript has a single exon. NCBI's taxonomy places the organism in Eukaryota, Pelagophyceae, Pelagomonadales, Pelagomonadaceae. The record is from RefSeq and is a predicted model, not a curated record. Bases 1 to 1773 code for a protein of 590 amino acids.